Molecule: messenger RNA, 1140 nt
Organism: Dissoconium aciculare CBS 342.82
Lineage: Eukaryota; Fungi; Ascomycota; Dothideomycetes; Mycosphaerellales; Dissoconiaceae
Exons: 2
Coding region: 144-1094 (316 amino acids)
Source: RefSeq, a predicted model, not a curated record
AUCAACGUUGAAGGGAUCCCACCCAUUGAUGAUUUGCGCUAGUGGCACUCAUUUCGCGACGCCGCACUGAUAGGUCACGGCAAUGCUAUAAGGCCCGACCUUUCUCUUUCGAGAACUGUGCACUUGAAACCAGAAUCGUCGCAAUGGCCAAGUCACGGAGCAAUCCCGCACCCAAGGUGCAGAACAUCAAGAAGGUCAAAGAUGGAAGGGUCAAAACAAUCUUCAAGAAAUCCAGCGAACUCUAUCGCAGCAUGCUCCACAACGGCCAGGGCAAGGACUGCCGCUUUACCGUCGUUGUCGAGUACAGCGGGAAUUGCGACGUAUUCGUGUCCGAUACAGACAGGAAGUCUAGGAUACUCGAUUUCAACUCCUUAUCGCACGCGACCGUCUAUUCUACAGCAGACUUCAUCACCGAGGCCGAAGCCAAAGCAGAUCGAGAAGUGGUUGGUAGACUUAGACGGCCGUCAACCUCGAGAGACGCUGCCCGACCAUCUCGAGAGAUCGUAGCUCCCUCUCCUACAGUAUUCGAGCAGUUCACAAAUCUAGAAAGCCCUACAUGGAAUAUUCCCGGUUCCGAAGACCAAGUCGCCAGUCCGCCAUCACACCUCACGGUCGCAGACACGUCGGCUUCGGCUACGCCUGCAUUGACAACUUCGAUUCCGAGUGAGCCUGCUGUCGAGAGGGAUCAAACACUGGAUCCAUCACAAACGACACCCUCGUUCACGAGUGUGGCCGGGCCGGCCCCGGUCGUGCAGCGGGCUGCACUCGUUGAGGCUAGAGAUCUGCCUGAGCGUGUGCUGGAGGAAGUUGUAACCAGCGUGAAGCCUUCCUGGACUCCAAUCAAUACACUUCCGCACACGCCUGAGAGGCAAUCUUGGCCGCGCCGAAACCCUCCGACUCCACUCGAUGUGCUUGCCAAUGCUGCGUCCCAUCCCAGCCGCAAUGACUCCAAUCUGAUGCUGCGGCCAUCGCGACAUACGCGGCAAAUUACUCCAGCUCGGAACGAGCGAUUUCCUUCACGACUGUACUCAAGGCGUUCAGGCAAUUACAAUGAAUAUGAUGAUUAUGAACACCGUCGUCCAAGACGACUUUGAGCCAUGUAUAUAUUAAAUCAUCAUAGUAUAUCAUCUUCUUCCACUU